Molecule: messenger RNA, 10620 nt
Organism: Doryrhamphus excisus (bluestripe pipefish)
Lineage: Eukaryota; Metazoa; Chordata; Actinopteri; Syngnathiformes; Syngnathidae
Gene: ext1b
Product: exostosin glycosyltransferase 1b
Cellular component (GO): membrane
Molecular function (GO): glycosyltransferase activity
Source: RefSeq, a predicted model, not a curated record
CGUCAGUCGCCGUCUUGUCGGGAUUGGAAUGUGAGCCACUAACAAACGGAGCAACUGAGCAUUCGGAAGUCGGUCAGUGGGACUGAGGAAUUCCAUCAUUUUUCCCACUCAGCAUUUUAAAGCGAGGUCAGCUUUUUUAAAAUAAUUUUUUAUAACCGGUUGUCGAGCGGAGAACGAGCUUUAUUUUGUAUCUCGGAGCGUCUUUGCAGAUGGAGGGGGGGAGAGAGAAAUGCAAGGAUUCGUUAGGCUAUGCCGGUGCCGCUGAACUGCUCCUCCUGUGCCGCGUUGCCUGUUCGCGGAGCACCAUGGAGUGAUUCGAGGAAAAGGGAUCCAGGAUCGAUCACGCUGAGACAAUUUGGGUGGAAGCGCAGCGGUUGGGCUUUUCCGCUUUUUCUCAAUGUAUUCCACCGAGUUAAACAUCUAACCUUUUCCGCUUAGGGGACCCUCCGGGACCCCCUUGCUGCUGUUUUUUUUUAUUUUAUUUUUUACCCGCAGGGAGCGACUUCCCAAACGGACACUUUUUUUUCCAUUUGAAAAGCCCUUGAAUGAGAGUGCGGAGAAGCGCCGUGGAAGAGAUUGUGACCCAAAGGGUUCGGGUGACACUCGUCUUUUUAGGUGCACCCAAGCCCCCUUGGACAUGCUGGGACUCCAGAAAAGCCUGAGAAAGGGACCGCAUUUUUAAUAAAAAAAAAAAAUCGCCCACAUGCUUUGGAUCCAAUCCCAAAUUUGCAUUUGGGAAAGGGGGUUUGGGAAUCCUUGGGAGGAGGAAGGAGCCUGGAGGAUGGAGCCGUCGUGUAAAUAACCCGGGAUUGCUGAGAGCCUAACUUCGGGCCACUUUGGCUAAAUCUUAUCCCCCCCCCCAAAAAAAAACCAAGUUGCAUCUGUUCCCAGGACACAUGCAGGCCAAAAAACGCUACCUGAUUCUGCUCUCGGCCGGGGCUUGUCUGGUGCUUUUCUACCUCGGAGCGGUUCCGCUUCCAUCAUCACCGAGCAGGCACCGGCAUGGGUACAGACCCGAUCACCCUUGGCCUCACUUCUCGGACCCUUUACACGCGUUCUUACCGUGGGAUCACAUUGACACGGAUGAAUAUAACGUGCACGCAUCUGUGAGGCAGAAACGGGUUGUGAACACGAGUGUUUACAAAGGAAAACGAUGCCGCAUGGAUUCAUGUUUUGACUUUUCCGUAUGUAAAAAAAAUGGAUUCAAAGUUUAUGUUUAUCCGCAGCAGAAGGGAGAAAAAAUAUCAGAGAGUUAUCAGAACAUUUUGUCCACUAUCGAAGGCUCCAGGUUCUACACCUCGGACCCGGGUCAAGCGUGUUUAUUUGUGCUUAGCUUGGAUACCCUUGACAGGGACCAGCUGUCUCCGCAGUACGUACACAACCUGAAGAGCAAGAUCCAAAACUUGCCGCUGUGGAACGAUGGCAGGAACCAUCUCAUAUUUAACUUAUAUUCCGGAACUUGGCCGGACUAUACGGAAGACCUGGGUUUUGACAUCGGACAAGCGAUGUUGGCUAAAGCGAGUAUCGGCGCCGAGAACUUCCGACCUAACUUUGACGUCUCUAUACCGCUUUUCUCCAAGGAGCACCUUCGGACCGGCGGAGAGAGAGGUUACCUUAAGUAUAACUCAAUCCCGCCUUUUAGAAAGUACAUGCUGGUCUUCAAGGGGAAGCGAUAUCUCACCGGUAUCGGUUCGGACACCAGGAAUGCCUUAUAUCACGUCCACAACGCGGAGGAUGUGGUGCUGCUCACCACCUGCAAGCAUGGCAAAGACUGGCAGAAGCACAAGGACGCGCGAUGUGACAAGGACAAUGCGGAAUACGACAGGUAUGACUACAAAGAGAUGCUCCAUAACUCCACCUUCUGUUUGGUGCCCCGAGGCAGACGGCUGGGCUCCUUUCGCUUCCUCGAGGCCCUGCAGGCGGCAUGUGUGCCGGUGAUGCUGAGUAACGGCUGGGAGCUGCCUUUCUCCGAGAUCAUCAACUGGAACACGGCGGCAGUCAUCGGUGACGAGAGACUCCUUCUGCAGAUUCCCACCACGGUGCGCUCCAUCCACCAGGAUAAGAUCCUGUCACUCAGACAACAGACCCAGUUCCUGUGGGAGGCCUACUUCUCCUCUGUGGAGAAAAUAGUGCUGACCACACUGGAGAUCAUCCAGGACCGUGUUUUGGAGCACAACUCCAGGAGCAGCCUGAUGUGGAACAGUCACCCCGGGGGGCUCUUUGCUCUGCCACAGUACUCUAGCUACCUAGGAGACUUCCCCUUCUACUACGCCACACUGGGGAUCAAACCGUACCCAAAGUUCACAGCCGUCAUCCACGCCGUCUCCAAUCUGGUGUCUCAGUCCCAACCGAUCCUCAAGCUGCUGGUGGCAGUGGCCAAAUCCCAGUACUGUGCACAGAUUAUUGUGCUGUGGAACUGUGACAAACCCCUCCCUGCCAAGCACCGCUGGCCUGCCACAUCCGUGCCAGUCAUCGUCAUCGAGGGAGAGAACAAGGUGAUGAGCAGCCGCUUCUUCCCCUACGACACCAUCGUGACGGACGCCGUCCUCAGCCUGGAUGAAGACACGGUGUUGUCCACCACAGAGGUGGACUUUGCCUUCACCGUAUGGCAGAGUUUUCCUGAACGCAUCGUGGGCUAUCCUGCACGCAGCCACUUCUGGGACAGCAACAAGGAGCGUUGGGGUUACACAUCCAAGUGGACCAAUGACUAUUCAAUGGUUCUGACGGGCGCCGCCAUAUACCACAGGUAUUACCACUACCUGUACACCAACUACCUGCCCUCCAGUCUGAAGAGCAUGGUGGAUCAACUGGCCAACUGCGAGGACAUCCUGAUGAACUUCCUGGUCUCCGCCGUCACCAAGUUACCUCCCAUCAAGGUCACACAGAAGAAACAGUACAAGGAGACCAUGAUGGGACAGUCAUCCAGAGCGUCUCGCUGGGCCGACCCGGACCACUUUGCCCAACGGCAGACGUGCAUGAACAAGUUUGCCAGCUGGUUUGGCUCGAUGCCGCUGGUCCGCUCCCAGAUGAGACUGGAUCCUGUCCUGUUCAAGGACCAGGUCUCCAUCCUGCGUAAGAAAUACAGGGACAUCGAGAGGCUCUGACCCCGCCCGGGUUGGGUGGGAGGUGCGAGACGCCGAUGCCGUCUAAGCAUGAACGCACAUGCAGAUUUUUUUUUUUUUUUUGGGGGGGGGGGGCAAAGACGAAGAAGAACCACAAACUCCGAUUAUUUUUUUUUUGUGGACGACCUUGACUAUCCUGCUAGCGUUACAAGACAAGAGGGAAAGGAGUGUGUUUUUGUCUGGUUACCCCCGGCAACUCACCCCCGCAUCAGGACCCGAUACCGGACUCACCACCGCCGUCCCCAAAAGCCGACCCGUGCUGCUUUAUCGCCUGGUUUGAUUUUUGUACAAAUCAGCUGUUAUAUCCAAGGGUUGGAAUGGUCGGAGCGUCAUCCAUUUUUAUGGAAUCGGAAGUUAGCUUUUAGCAUAAAAGCAGCCCAUAUUUCUCAUAUUCUCAGCUAUCGUCACGCAUUCACUACUUCCCCUUGCCUUAAUGUUUCUUUUUUUGUUGUUUUUUUUUUAAAUCAUCCUCCUCCUGUACUUCCUAUGUCUUUUUUUCUCCCAGCUGGUCUUUUAUCAGCAUUUCCUUGGAGUGCCAUUUUUUUUUAAAAGUUAUUUAUUGCACAUUCUGCUUGCCUGUAUUAGUUUGGAGACACCGAGGUGCGCUUGUUUUCAAUUGUGGUACACACCGACCAUGCUUUUAACGUACACUAUUGUUGAUAUGUUAUGGCAUCCCGGCACACGUUGUUGACAUUAGCCACGUUUACAUGAGGAGUUUUUCUCUUUUUCCCGAAUGGAAUCUUUCCGAAAGCAAUGGUAUACAUGGAAAGGAAUAUUCCAAUGGCGUGUCUACAUGCGCCGCUAUAAUCAACCAGAAUAGUCAAUGGGGCAUGCCCAGUAAAGUGUAAACACCAACAUCACGUGAUAUCGACUUCCUCCAGUUUUUUUUUUUCACUUGUUGGAAUAACUCCGUAUUCCUAAUAUUCAUUCAUUCAUUUUCGAACGCUUAUCCUCACAAGGGAAUAAACUCAUAAUAUUAUGAGUAGCAUAUUUAAAUUAUAUAUAUAUAUAUAUAUAUAUAUAGUGUGUGACUAUAAUAAAUAAUAUAAAAUAAAUUUUAAAAAUCAUAUAAAAAAUAUUUAAAAAAAUUUUUUUUAAUAUUUAAAAAAUAUUUUUUCAAAAAUAUUUGAAAAAAAAAUUUUUUUUAAAUAUUUGAAAAAAAUAUUUUUUUUUAAUAUUUGAUUUUUUUUUAUUGAAAUAUGCUACUCCUAUAAUAUCCUCAUAGUAUUGCCAGUUUUUCCUUCGUCAUAUAUUCAUUCGGAUUGGCACUUUUCUUUCGGAAAAAGGUUAGAUUCUUUCGGUUUCAGCAAAUAACCUGAUUGAAAUUGGAAUAUUUGGGUCCAUGUAAACGUGGCUAUUGAUCAUUUGAGGGGCGUACGGGGGGGUACGGGGGGACGUCCACUCAGACACUUGAAUGAAAGCAACACGCUAUUAGCGGCCUUUCUGUCAGACGUGCAAUCAGAAGUUUUUUUUUGUGCCAUAAAAAGGUGAUGGAUGCUACAAGGAGGAAAAUCAAACGGGGAACAAAAAUGAAGGCUGUGUCUCAAGUGUGUACUUGUGUACUUACACUUAGCUUCAGUACACUUAAGUGCGUGAGUGACAAGGAAGCGGGUAAAUAUCGCCAUUUGGUCAUUACAGUAAUCCCUCAUUUAUCACGGUUAAUUGGUUUCACGCCCGACUGUGAUAAGUGAAUUUCCGAAGAUUUGUUUGCCGCCUUCUAAAUAUGCUUUUUAACCAUAUUAGAGCCCUCUAGACAUGAAAUAACAACCCUAUAGUCACCUUUACACUUAUAUUCACCAAUAUAGUCGACAUAAUAUUGACUCAUGUGUUACCAUGGGCGAGUGGUUAGCGCUCAGGCAACACAGCGAGGAGACCCAAGUUCGAUUCCACCCUCAGCCAUCUUGUGUGGGUGUUUUCUCCGUGUACUCCGGUUUCCUCCCACAUUCCAAAAACAUGCUAGGUUAAUUAGCGACUCCAAAUUGUCCAUAGGUAUGAAUGUGAGUGUGAAUGGUUGUUUGUCUAUAUGUGCCCUGUGAUUGGCUGGCCACCAGUCCAGGGUGAACAGCUUCCUGUUCUGUAGCGUACUUCCUGGAGUGGCUACUGUCUCAUUAAUGUAACAUUACUGACAUCUCUUUAGUAAACAUAUCAUCACAACUUGUCUUUAAAUGCAUCUUCUAAAUGCCUUAUAUUUCUAUUUUUGUGUUUUUAAUGCUUGGAAAAAUCUUUGGCUUAAAUAUGCAUAUUUUUUUGUACUAAUAAUAGGCCCCCAGGCAACCAGGUAACAGCAUGAUUUAUUAAUAUAUUUUGAAAAACCGUGAUAGUGAAGCCACGAAAUUGGAAGUGGCGAGGGAUUACUGUAAUCCGCUCGGCAAAUGUUCCCUGGAAAAUCCUAUUGGUUUGUUUCCUGGCACCCAAAAAUAUGAGCAAAAAUAUUUUUUAUAGAGAAUAAUUAAGUUUACAUGGAUAGUAAUUAUUAGGGAUGUACCGACAAUCCGAAGAUUGGGUAAUAUCGGCUUCCGUCACGUAUCACGUUCAUAACUUGGGGCUACAUUCGCUCGACUCCCCAGCCACCCGCCGUGCAGACAAGUUAGUUUCAUUUUGGAUGUUGGAUAUUUGUCUCUAGGGACCGUCAAUAAAUUACAAUUGUUUUUUUUUGUUUUGUUUACUUUUCGUACAAAUUUUUUUGGUCUCAUGUUGGGUUAUUUUUAAGAAUGCAAGGCCGAUGAGUGUGUUUGUUGACAAAUUUGAUAAUUACAAUUGCUUUUUUUUUUUUUUUUUUUUUACUUUUCGUACAAAUUUUUUUGGUCCCAUGGUGGGUUAUUUUUAAGAAUGAAAGGAGUGUGUUUGUUGACAAAUUCGAGAUCGCGGAAUAAAACCGGCUAACCGGACUACUUUGUUACUUACAAUACUGUACGACAACCAAGGCAAAAACAUUUCACCAAAGCCGAGGCAAAUGUUCCCUAGGAAAUCCUAUUGGUUUGUUCCUGACACCCAAAAAUAUGAGCAAAAAUAAAUUUUAUAGAGAGUAAUUAAGUGUACAUGCAUAGUAAUUAUUAUUCUAGGGACCUUCAAUAAAUUACAAUUGCUUUUUUUUUUUUUACUUUUUUUUUUACUUUUUGUACAACUUCUUUUGGUCCCAUGGUGGGUUAUUUUUAAGAAUGCAAGGCCGGUGAGUGUGUUUGUUGACAAAUUCAAUAAUUACAAUUGCUUUUUUUUUUUUUUACUUUUCGUACAAAUUUUUUUGGUCCCAUGGUGGGUUAUUUUUUAAGAAUGAAAGGCCGGUGAGUGUGUUUGUUGACAAAUUCGAUCAUUACAACUGCUUUUUUUUUUACUUUUUGUACAACUUUUUUUGGUCCCUUGGUGGGUUAUUUUUAAGAAUGAAAGGCCGGUGAGUGUGUUUGUUGACAAAUUUGAUAUCGCGGAAUAAAACGGUACUAAACCGACUACUUUUUACUACUGUAAACUCAAAGUGUGAACAUAAAGUACAGUAUUCCAUUUGAGACACAGCCUUUUUGCAUCAUGUGAAGUAAGUCACACUGCAAAGAAAACAAAUAGCCAAAAUACACAAAUAUAUUUUUUUUAAAAGUACAGUAGAACCUCACAUUUGUUCUUAUUUCAAAAAUGAUGGACAUGUAAAUAACUGUUCCGGGGCCAAACCUUGAUCAGCUCUCCAGGCCGUGUUUUACCACAAAUGCUAAAAGAGGCUAACCACUGCAGUAUAAACUUAAAAACCAUCUACAGAAACUAUACUCCGAUAAUUAUCAGCCCGAUAUCAAGGUAAAAAUGCGAUAUCGGAAUUUUUUUCCCCCCCGAUAUUUAAAAAAAAAUGCUAUAUACAAACACAUAUGUGUUCAUAUGAAUGGUGUUAAACUGUUGACGUUCUACAGUAUAUUUGCAUUGACAGACAAUCCCUAAAGUAUUAGUGUGAAACCCAAACAGGAAAUGAUAUGUUUUCAUUAUCAUACUGCAAGUUUUAUAUCAUAAAAGCCCAAAAGUCCUACUUUUAUUUUAUUUCUUACAUUCUAAAUGUCAUGUACCCCCCCCCCAUUUGGUUUCAUGGUUUGACUGAAAUGUUGCAACAAAGUGUUGAUCUUAAGCACUUUUUUCAGCAUCUGUUAUCUACUAUUUGUGCUAUUAUUUUCCCAUCACACGUUUCAAUGUCUGAUUUAAGUCGGAGGUUAUCAAGUCAAGUACAUUUCCCUCAGCUUUGCAGAUAAAAAUCAUAACUGACUGCAUUGUACAUAAACAUAUAUUUAUUUUUAUUUUUUUUUUUUUUUACUGUGUACUCUAUGAGGUGACGCUGUACUGGCAUUGCUGAGGGGGAGUUCAUGUAUGUCACGUGCCAAUAAUCCAUUUUGGGUUUGCAUUGGGGUUUUUUUUUUACCCCUUAACUGGCAGCACUCAUGCAGCCUCUAGAGCAUGAAUGACGCUUGACUGUAGGUACUCGAUUGUUGUUCAUACAAAUUCAGAGUAAUAUCGGUAUUGUUAAGUCAUUUGCAGUGGAUACCACAUAAUAGAUACAGUACUCCCUUGGUUCAAAUCCCGUGGCGUCACUAUCACGGUUGUUCGGAAAUAUAUUAAAUUAAUAAAUUCUGCUUUUUGGUAAUUGAAUAUAGCUUAUUUGAGUAAAAAAAAUCUAAACAAAUGUUACAUAAUUAAGCAUAAAAACAGCUAAAUUAACAAAUACGGGAUUCAAACACUUAAUUUCUUGUAUCAUGUCUACAUUAUUGGGUAAUCGGACUGUAAAGGUGACUAUAGGGGUGUUAUUUCAUGUCUAGAGGUCUCUAAUGUUAAAAAAAACAGAUUUAGAAGGUCAUAAACAGGUUUCAUCAAUCAGUACUCUAAAAGUACUAUAAAAGUAAUAUUACUGUAAUGUUUGGUGAGACACACAAACACCGGAAUUGGUCACAGGCACAAUAAUCCGUAAUAAAAACAUCACUUCCUGUGCGCCCACCACUCAGCUACCCGAACCCCGGAAGGCAUUUACAUAAGCACAAGUCUUAUUUAUGUCUUAAUUUCUUCUAUCAUGUCUACAGUAUUGGGUGAUCGGAAUGUAAAAGUGACUAUAGGGGUGUUAUUUCAUGUCUAGAGGGCUCUAAUGUUAAAAAAAACAGAUUUAGAAGGUCAUAAAAAGGUUUCAUCAAUCAGUAAGAGGGGUUACUGUACUCUAAAAGUACUAUAAAAGUAAUAUUACUGUAAUGUUUGGUGAGACACACAAACACAAUAAUCCAUCAUAAAUACAUCACUUCCUGUACGCCCACCACUCAGCUACCCGAACCCCGGAAGGCAUUUACAUAAGCACAAGUCUUAUUUAUGUCUUCAUUUCUUCUAUUAUGUCUACAGUAUUGGGUAAUUGGAAUGUAAAGGUGACUAUAGGGGUGUUAUUUCAUGUCUAGAGGGCUCUAAUGUUAAAAAAAACAGAUUUAGAAGGCCGUAAACAGGUUUUUUAUGCUCUAACUACAAACAUAUUCCGUUUAGAAUUAAGGAGUCCGACUUUUUGGAAAUCCACUUAUCACAGUCGCGUCUGGAAUCAGUGAGCCACGAGAAACGAGGGGGUUACUGUACUCUAAAAAGUUGGACCGCAAACAUCCACUUUACUGCAAAGUGCAACAUUUGUAAGUUUUUAAGUUAACAACGUUCGCAUACGCCAUUGAUCUAAAAUUGGAUUGGGCUGCACCAUCCUGGCUCUCGACGGGAGUCCAAUCGCUUAAAAACCCCCGAUAAAAAGGGGAGACGGAGAACAAUAAGCAUCUGCAGCAGAUGGAGACGUUGUGCCAAGCUGUGCUAACACUUAGCUAGCACGUGUGAUAAUGAUAAUGAGACGUGGUGGCACGCAGCUUGGCACAUCGAAAAAAACCUCUGCCAAAAGCGCUUUGUCAUCAUCCCAUUGGGUGCGGACCAAAAAAAAAAAAAAACGAUGUAUUAUGCAAGUUUAAAAAUUGUGAAUUUAAUGUUGUGGAAGGUCUUCCCCAAAAAAAACGAAAAUGUGACAGACAAUUCGUGUUUAUCUUGUUCAUUUGUGCCUUUUUGUCAACGUGAGUUCUCGAACCGCCGAGGAACGUUCUGUUGUGGACUUAUCUCUACGCACCGCACGACAAAAAAACAACAAAAAAAAACAACUUUUUUUGUGUGUUUGCACACCGUUACCACGACGACCAUGCGUGCAUGACUAUGUUUUGGAUUAUUUAUCAUCACAUGACUCGACAGAAGCUGAAAUAAUACGGAUUGUCCUGAUGCCUUCUUCUCCUCCCUCUUUCCCCACUCAAGACUUUUCUAAAAGGUCACAGAUGAGAUAGAAGAUAAAUGCUGAUUUUGUAAGAAUGAUUUAUAAUAAAACUCAUUUGACCAUAACCGUGUCUCACUGGUCUACUUUAUAACAAACAACAAACGGAGGACUGGAAUCUGUUCCGAAAUAUUAACAAAAAACACAUUUUAUAUAAAAAUAAUUCAAUGACUUCUUGCUAUAUCAGGAUUCAAACAUUAGUCCCUCACUAAAAUCACAUUUUUUAUUUUAUUUUAUUAUAAUUGAUGGAUUUUUUGUGGUAGGACUAUGGCCUAUUAUUAGCCAAAAAGUUACUUAGUUGUAGCAUUCUGGUCACUAGGUAUAAGUAAUGUAAAGUUAAGAUUCUCCUCUCAUUCUGUGUGGAAGUGGUAAGUAAAAAAAAUUUUUUUUCUUUGUCCUUCUUCCCCACUGUGUGUUUCAAACGGACACUUUCUUAAAGGAAAACUGCACUCUUUUGGAAUUUUGCCCAUCAUCCACAGUCCUUAUGUGAAACAUGAAGACAGCAAAAAACAGGGAAAAAGAGACAGUGUCAGUACACCAGUACCAUAAUUUGAUCAGUGUAACAAUGUUAAUACUAAUAAUAAUAAUAAUAAUAAUAACAGUUGCUGUUGUUGUCGUUGUAGCUUGGUUAAUGUAAAAUAAAUGGAGCAGAAUAGUAAGUAUCUGUUUUUGUCUGUUUCGAUAUCUUUAGAACGCACAGAAAAGAGAAAUACAUACGUUCAUGUCUCACAUCCCCACCCUCCCAAAUAAAGUGCAGUUUAGAAUAAGUAAACAAAGAAUACAGAGUAUACAGUGUAAGCGUGACUAUAGGGGUGCUAUUUUAUGUUUAUAUGGCUCUAAUCAUGAUAAAAACUACCAUGAUAAACGGGUUUUCUAUGCUCAAACUCCAAAAAUCUUUUGUUGAUUAAUUGACUUAUCACAGUGAUAAACGAAGGAUUAGUGUAUAGUUUUAAGGAAAAGAACAACACAAUAUUUUUGUAUAAUUAUUGUAUACUAUAUGGCAUAAAUGUACUUAAUGUAUUUUUAAAAUGUAUUUUUAUCGCUAUUUGUAAAUAUGCAAAUCUUAUGUUGUAUUUCUUUCUAUUUUAUUCAAAAUGUAUUGCUUUUCAUAAGAUAGACUUUUUUUUCUGGUUUGAACAACACAAAAUUUUUGUAUAAUUAUUGUAUACUGUAUAGCAUAAAUGUACUUGUAUUUUUCUCACUAUUUGUAAAUAU